UAUCGGACUCUAUAAAAAUUCUUGUUUCGGAUCUCUUUCUAUCUUCGAAAGUUUAUCUUCGUUCUGUCACUACAUAACCCGACAAUUCCAUCUGUUAAAACCCUCAUUUUCCCUCUCAUCACUUAUAUUUUAAUUUACUUCGUGCCUUUUGCUGACCUUUUCCAAUUAUUCUUUUUCUGAAGUUGAAAUUGAAAAAUGGAGGGAGGACAGUUUAAUCCUCGUACGGUUGAAGAAGUUUUCGGAGAUUUCAAGGGUCGUCGUAAUGGCCUUAUCAAAGCUCUAACCACAGAAGUUGAAGACUUUUACCAGCAGUGCGAUCCUGAGAAGGAGAAUUUGUGCUUGUAUGGACUUCCUAGUGAGCAGUGGGAGGUCAAUUUGCCUGCUGAAGAAGUACCUCCAGAACUCCCUGAGCCUGCUCUAGGGAUCAAUUUUGCUAGAGACGGGAUGCAAGAGAAGGAUUGGUUAUCUCUGGUUGCUGUUCACAGUGAUGCCUGGUUGCUUGCUGUUGCCUUUUAUUUUGGAUCUAGAUUUGGUUACGAUAAAGCUGACAGGAAACGGCUUUUCAACAUGAUCAAUGAACUCCCUACAGUAUUUGAAGUUGUGACUGGUGCUGCAAAGAAACAACAGAAAGAGAAGUCUUCGGUCUCCAACCACAGUAGCAACAAAUCAAAGUCAAACUCUAAGCCGCAGGGAUUGGAAUCUCCGGAAAAAUAUCCAAAGUCACAGCCGAAGGAUGAAGAAGAAGAAGUGUUUGAUGAGGAAGAAGAUGAAGAACAUGGGGAAACACUCUGUGGCUCCUGUGGAGAAAACUAUGCAUCAGAUGAAUUUUGGAUCUGCUGUGACAUUUGUGAGAAGUGGUUCCAUGGCAAGUGUGUGAAGAUUACCCCUGCUAGGGCUGAGCAUAUCAAGCAUUACAAGUGUCCUUCUUGCACCAACAAGAGAGCUCGACCCUGAUGUAGAAUAUGGUCCUCAAACUCUGCUAACUGCUGUUGUUGAUCAGGCCGCUCUCGUUUUUAAUUGUCUAUUUAUCUUUAGCAUUAACCUGUGAUUUCGUGUUCAUUAUCAGGGGGUUCGUUCUUCGGAGUAUAGUAUUAUUUCAUUCUAGAUUUCGCAAGUAGAGCCCCA
Molecule: messenger RNA, 1125 nt
Organism: Olea europaea var. sylvestris
Lineage: Eukaryota; Viridiplantae; Streptophyta; Magnoliopsida; Lamiales; Oleaceae
Product: PHD finger protein ALFIN-LIKE 4-like
Exons: 5
Coding region: 196-954 (252 amino acids)
Biological process (GO): regulation of DNA-templated transcription
Cellular component (GO): nucleus
Molecular function (GO): transcription cis-regulatory region binding; histone binding; transcription coregulator activity
Source: RefSeq, a predicted model, not a curated record